CGACGAGACAGCAGAAAGAGCGCAGCAGCGGCUCGUCGGGAAGCAGAAGACGCGGUUAAGAAAACAACUAGUGUCCGAAAAUAGGAGCGCAAAAUGCCUCGUUUCUGAGCGUCAGAGUCCUGUGAGCAAGUUCCCGAAAAAAAGAAGAAGAAAAAAGUUCUCAUUAAUCCCAACGAAGCGGAUGGAAAUUAUUUGGGAAUACAGCUUUCUCUCCUCCUCAACUGUGGUACCCUGAAGUCAGACUACAAAGAGACGAGAGGUCGGGCACUGCGCAAGAUGGAUACUUUCUUUUUAGAGGGAGCCCGUGUUUGGCUGAGACACAAAGAGCAACUCCUCCCCUCCACGGUCAGCUCUUGUGAUGAUUCGUCCCUGGCUGUCACAACCGACUAUGGAAAGGUGAUGUAUCUGCAGAGGGAGGAGCUGAGCAGGGAGAUGGUGUACCCGAUGCACCCCAGCAGCAUCCGCGGAGUAGAAGACAUGUCCACACUGGCCGAGCUGCAUGAAGCUGCCAUCAUGCACAACCUCUUUCUGCGCUACCAGAAAGACAACAUCUAUACCAACAUAGGUUCCAUUCUGGCAGCAGUAAACCCCUAUAAGCAGAUAGCAGGCCUGUACGACGGCACUGCAGUCGACUUGUACAGUAAACACCAGCUGGGGGAGCUGCCGCCUCAUAUCUUCGCUGUGGCCAAUGAGUGUUACCGCUGCCUGUGGAAGAGACACGACAGCCAGUGUGUUCUCAUCAGUGGGGAAAGUGGUGCUGGGAAGACAGAAAGCACCAAGCUGCUGCUGAAGUUCCUGUCAGUAAUGAGUCAGAACUCAGCAGGAACUCCUGUGUCAGAGAGAACCACCAGGGUGGAGCAGGCCCUCGUCCAGAGCAGCCCCAUCAUGGAAGCGUUUGGGAACGCUAAGACUGUCUACAACAAUAACUCCAGUCGCUUCGGGAAGUUCAUACAGCUCCACUUUUCCCAGAACGGAAACAUCCAGGGAGGCUGCAUCAUUGAUUAUUUGCUGGAAAAGAACCGAGUAGUUCGACAGAAUCCUGGUGAGAGAAACUAUCACAUCUUCUACGCACUGUUAGCCGGAGCAGACAGAGACCACAGAGACAUGUACCUGCUGUCUGAAGGUCCAGAGUCGUAUCACUACCUGAGCCAGUCCGGCUGCGUGCAGGACAGCAGCCUGGAUGACCAACAGCUCUUUAACAGUGUGAUGGAAGCUCUGAAGGUGAUGGAAUUCACUGAGGAGGAGAUCAGAGAUGUGUUCAAGCUGCUGUCUGCCGUCCUCCAGAUGGGCAACAUUGAAUUCAUGACUGCUGGUGGAGCUCAGAUCACUUCCAAAGGAGUGGUCAGUAACGUCAGCGAGCUGCUCGGUCUGGACUCCUUUCAGUUGUCAGAGGUGUUGACCCAGCGCUCCAUGAUCCUCAGAGGAGAGGAGAUCUGCUCCCCGCUCACUGUGGAGCAGGCGGUGGACUCGCGGGACUCGGUCGCUAUGGCGCUUUAUUCUCAGUGUUUCUCUUGGAUCAUAAUGAGGAUCAACCAGAAGAUCAAAGGCAAAGACAACUUCAAGUCCAUCGGCAUCCUGGACAUCUUCGGCUUCGAGAACUUUGAGGUGAAUCGAUUUGAACAAUUUAAUAUCAACUAUGCCAACGAGAAACUCCAGGAGUAUUUCAACAAGCACAUCUUCUCGCUGGAGCAGCUAGAGUACAACAGGGAGGGGAUCCAGUGGGAAGCCAUAGACUGGAUGGAUAACGCCGAGUGUCUGGAUCUCAUAGAAAAGAAACUGGGCAUGUUGGCUCUCAUCAAUGAGGAGAGUCGCUUCCCCAAAGGCACCGACUACACCCUUCUAGAGAAACUGCACAGUCGACACGCAACAAACCCAUACUAUGUGAAGCCCAGAGUCACUGACCACCAGUUUGGCAUCAAGCACUACGCUGGAGAGGUGCUUUACGAUGUGCGUGGAAUCCUCGAGAAGAACAGAGACACCUUCAGAGACGACAUCUUGUUUAUUCUCAAAGACAGCAGGCUCGACUUCAUCUACGACCUCUUCGAGCGUGUCGGCAGCAGAAACGGAGACGAAACCCUAAAGAUGGGAACGGCCCGACGCAAACCCACUGUCAGCUCUCAGUUCAGGGACUCUCUCCACUCCCUGAUGGCCACACUAAGUGCCUCCAAUCCUUUUUUUGUACGCUGCAUCAAACCAAACAUGGACAAGAAAGCCAACCAGUUUGAUCCUGAUGUCGUCCUGAACCAGCUGAGAUACUCUGGGAUGCUGGAAACUGUGAAAAUUCGCAGGGCUGGAUUCCCUGUUCGCAGAACCUUUAAAGACUUCUUCAGCAGGUACAAGAUGAGCCUGAAAAACAAAAUCCACUCAGAUGACGAGAAGCAGAGUUGCUCAGAGCUUCUCUUGCUUCAUGACAAAACUAAGAAAGAGUGGCAGCUGGGGAAAACAAAGGUGUUCUUGAAGGAGGCCCUGGAGCAAAGGCUGGAGAAGGAGAGGGAAGAGGUGCGGCGCAGGGCUGGCAUGGUGAUCCGCGCCCACAUCCUCAGCUAUGUGGCAAGGAAACAAUACAAGAAGGUUCUGUCCAGCGUCGUCACCAUCCAGAAGAACUACCGCGCUCACUUUUGGAGACGUGUCUUCCUGCGCCUGCGCUUCGCCACCGUCGUCCUGCAGAAACAUCACAGAGGCCAGCUGGCCCGAUCCCUCCAUCGCCAGCUCAAGGAGGAAAAGCAGAAGCGAGAGGAGGAGGAGAGAAGGAGGAGAGAAGAGGAGGAGGAGAGGAGGCGAGUAGAAGAGGAGAGGAAGAGGAUGGAGGAGGAGGAAGAGAGGAGGAAGAAGGAGGAGGAGAGGAAGAGGCUAAUGGAUGAGGAGCUGAAGAGGAGGGCGGAGGAGGAGGAGUCGAUGAGGAAGGAGGAGAGAUUGAUUCAGGAGAAAGAGGGAGAGCAGAACUUCGCAGCGAAAGGGGGCAAAACAAGGAACUCGCUGGUGAAUGGUGCUUGUCAAAAGAAGGAGCUGACUCAGACUCUGCCGUACAGCCACACCUCUGAGGAGGAGAGCCGGCAGAUGGAGGAGAUCCUGAGGCUGGAGAGGGAGAUCGAACGUCUGCAGAAGCAGCAGGAAGACGGCGUUUCCCUUCUUGGAGACGUCUCCCACGAGGAGCUGCGUCAGAUGAGGGAUGCUGAGAUCUACAGACUGGAGAAGGAGGCUUCACGUGUAGCCACAGAGUUCCUGGAUCUGCUGGACUUCGGUGGUUUAGAGCCAUCCCUGUCCAGUGAGGAGAACCUCCAUGACCCCACUGAGUCUACUGCCCCUCUGGCCGAGGAGGAGGUAGACGAGGGAUUCCACGCUGAGGACGAAUGCAUUCCUCUGCCUGACUUCCCUCCUCCGGCUGUGGUUCCUCUCGAUAAGGAAGUAUUCCAAAGUAUCCCCCCACCGCCACCUGCCUUCGCAGAAGGAUUAGUGGUCUCCCCCUCUUCAGCCUCUUCUCCUGCGCUGGGAAAACUCACCCCAGUUACCCCCAACGGACUGAGUCAUGCCCCUAUCCUCACAGACUCCCAAAACCCCCUUCUUCCUUCUGCGUUAGUCACUAAUGGAGAAAAGCGCCCAUGUCAGAGGGCCAGUAGGGGAUCAGACUUUGAGCCUGUGAGUGAAGAGCCAUCCCACGCAAAUGUGCCAGACACAGAGUCAGACUAUGACCAGGAAGAGUUUGAAGAGGCUCAUGGGAGUUCAGGCGCUAGCACUAACGAUGGCCAUAUCACAGAUGAGGAGGUUUUGCGAAAAUCCUCCUGCACCCAAAACAGCCUGGACUCCUUCAGAGGCAGCUCAGACUCGUUCAUUGACAGUGACGAGGACGUCGACGGCUAUGUGGACACAGAUGAGGAGGUUUCCAAUGGGAGAGUGAAUCUGCUGAACGGCAGCGGGCCUCCUUACUUCCACGGUUAUCUUUACAUGAAGAGUGGUCUGAUGAUCCCGUGGCGUCGUCGCUGGUGCGUGCUCAAAGACGAGACCUUCAUGUGGUUCCGGGCGAAGCAGGACUCCCUCAAGUCCGGCUGGCUUUACAAGAAAGGAGGAGGAAUGUCCACUUUGUCUCGGCGCAACUGGAAGAUGCGCUGGUUUGUGCUGCGCGAGUCAAAACUCAUGUACUUUGAGAAUGACAGCGAAGAGAAGCUGAAAGGAACCAUCGACAUUCGCACAGCCAAGGAGAUCGUGGACAAUCACGAGAAGGAAAACGCACUGAACAUCGUGACCGAGGAGAGGACCUACCACAUCUAUGCAGAGUCCCCUGAAGAUGCCAGUGGUUGGUUCAAUGUGCUGAGUCGGGUCCACAGCGCCAGCCCGGAGCAGCUCAUGGAGAUGCACCACGAACAGGCCAACCCAAAGAAUGCAGUGGGCACACUAGACGUGGGCUUGAUUGAUUCUGUUUGUGCCUCAGACAACCCCGACAGACCAAACUCAUUUGUGAUCAUCACGGCUAACCGAGUGAUCCACUGCAACACAGACACACCUGAGGAGAUGCACCACUGGAUCGGCCUGCUGCAGAAAUCUAAAGGAGACACCAGAGUUGAUGGACAGGAGUUCCUAGUCAGAGGCUGGCUUCAUAAAGAGAUGAAAUCAGGAGCCAAAAGCACUUCUCUGAAGCUGAAGAAACGCUGGUUUGUUCUCACCAGUAACUCCCUGGACUACUACAAGUCAUCAGAGCGCAGCGCCUCUAAACUGGGAACACUGGUCCUCAACAGCCUCUGCUCUGUGGUGCAGCCUGACGAGAAAGUCUUCAAGGACACUGGUUACUGGAACAUAAUCGUCCAUGGGCGGAAACACUCUUAUCGGCUUUACACCAAAAUGCUGAAUGAAGCCAUGCGGUGGGCGAAUGCCAUACAGGGAGCAAUAGACAGCAAAGUUCCCAUUGAAACGCCAACACAGCAACUGAUCAGGGACAUCAAGGAGAGCAGUUUGAAUGUGGAGGCUGUGGAGCAGACGUACUGGAGGAACCCCAUCCUGAGAUAUACCCAGCAUCCUUUGCACUCCCCUCUUCUACCUCUGCCUUAUGGAGACGUCAGCAUCCACCUGCAAAAGGAGAAGGGUUAUACCAGCCUGCAGGACGAGGCGGUGAAGAUAUUCAACUCGCUGCAGGAGAUGGAGGCUGUGUCGGACCCGGUGCCAAUCAUCCAGGGAAUCCUGCAGACCUGUCAAGACUUGAGGCCAUUAAGAGAUGAGGUUUACUGUCAGCUGAUCAAACAAACCAAUCACGUCCCGCACCCCAACAGUCCUGCCAAUCGCGCUCACUGGCAUCUCUUGACCUGCAUGAGCUGCACCUUCCUGCCCAGCCGAGGCAUCUUACGCUACCUCAAGUUUCACCUGAAAAGGAUUAAGGAGCUGUUCCCUGGCACAGAAAUUGAAAUGUUUGCCCAUUUCAUUGGCGAGUCUCUGAAGAAGACCAAGACCAGGGAGUUUGUCCCUUCCCAGGAGGAAAUCAUGGCACUGCUCACCCGACAAGAAAUGACCACCACAGUCUACUGCCAUGGAGGAGGCUCCUGCAAGAUCUCUAUUAACUCACACACCACUGCUGGAGAGGUGGUUGAGAAGCUAAUCAGAGGUCUGGCUAUGGAGGACAGCAGGAACAUGUUUGCGCUCUUUGAGCACAACAACACCAUUGACAAAGCAGUGGAGAGCAGGGUUCUUGUGGCUGAUGUUUUGGCUAAAUUUGAAAGACUGGCUGGCAGUGAGGAAGCUCAGGAUGAAGGCCAAUGGAAACUAUAUUUUAAACUCUACUGUUUCUUGGAUGUGGAAAGUAUGCCGAAGGAAGGAGUGGAGUUUGCUUUCAUGUUUGAGCAGGCCCAUGAGAGUUUGACGCGAGGCCACUUUCCUGCCCGUGAAGAGACUCUGCAGCACCUCGCCGCUCUGCGCCUGCAGUUCCUAUACGGAGACAAAACACGGGUCACGUGGAGUCUGGAAAACGUCUACCCCGUGGGCCGCCUGCGCAAUCGCAUCCUGCAGUUUACCAAGGUGGGCGGAGCCUCGGGGUCAGGUCAAACCCUUGAGCGUCGGAGGACCAGCUUCCUGGACGGUACGCUGCGUCGGGGCCUGAAGACGGGAUCAAUGAAGAAGCAGCGCAUGGAGGAGGAGCAGAUGCUGGAGAUGUGGAUAAAGGAGGAGAUGUCUGCCACCAGGGCCAGCAUCGUGGAGAAGUGGUCCCGCCUCCAAGGUCUGGACCAACACCAGGCCAUGCUCAAAUACAUGACCAUCAUCAAAGAGUGGCCUGGGUAUGGAUCCACACUGUUUGAUGUUGAGUGCAAAGAAGGAGGCUUCCCUCAUGAUCUCUGGUUGAGUGUGAGUGCUGAGAAUGUGUCUGUCUACAAACGAGGAGAGCCGAAGCCUCUGGAGACCUUCCCAUACGAGCACAUCAUCUUCUUCGGUGCUCCACAGCCUUGUACAUAUAAGAUCACUGUGGAUGAGAGAGAAAUGUUCUUUGACACACCACAGGUUGGAGAGAUCACAAAGAUCAUGAAAGCCUACAUAAACAUGAUCGUGAAGAAGCGCUGCAGUGUGAAGUCUGUGUCCAGUUACGGAACCAACUGGAUCAGGUGAUUUAUCGGACAGGACACAGUGUGUGCUUCCCAACCAUCUGCCCCAUAGCGAGCAUGGAGAGAAGAUGCAGAGAUGAGAAGAGGAACAAAUGACUUCAAAAGAGAUUGGAGGUUUUCACUCACUAUGGAACAAUCUCCAUCCAGAAAGAUCCCUUUUUACAGAGACACAACACUGUUUAUUCUUAACUGCUUAUCGCAAAUGUGGGAACAGUCAAGCAUCUGCAUCUUUACAGCUGUCCCGAAUGUUGCUUCCCUCCAUGCAGUCUGCAAACAUGUUACUUGCUCUUAUUUACACUGGUCAUUUCUCACGUUACUUGAAAAGUAAUGCAGGUAUCAUUUCAUGGAUUUUGUUAUUGUUGUCUUUGGAAAGUUAACUGAGCUUCAGGCUCUUUUCCCCUCAAAUCUCGGUCUGUUUCAUUUCUAAAAACCUGAAUUUCUUUGAAACUGAAAUCUCAGACAAGUUGUACACCUGUGUGCAAAUGCACACUGAGUUGGCACCUUUAUUUAGGCUGUUUUUCAAUGGAAUAUCGCAGCCCGUUAUAAUGAAUGUUCUCCUGAAUGGAGAUCCCCUCAGGUUAUUGCAUAAAAUACCUGUCAUCCUCCCAUAGAGAUUAGCGCCCUCAUCUUGCCUUAUUUAAAUAUUAUAGCUAUAUCGGAGUGGAGAUGUGGCCUUGCAGGAGCAGAAUAUGAAUUGGCAAUAGGUAGCUUCCAUUGGAGAUUGUGCCACAAAAGCACAUAUCUAACUUUGGAAAAAGAAGCAAAUGAGCCUUUAAAAAGUGAAAAAAAUGGAGUAAACAAAGAAAUUCAAUGUGUAAAACCAUUGCACCACAGGAGGUGAAAGGGUAUAAACACGGCAGUCAAGGAUUGUCUGAAAAGGCACUGAUUAAUUAAUUGGUUCAUUAAGACUACCAGUCAAAACAUUUGUGCUUCUGUCCUAGAACGAGUACUCUGUGUUGAUUUAAUGUGUGAGCUAAGUGUAAGUCUUUGAAACCGCCCAAAAGUUCAAGGAUGUGUUUUAAAAAGCGAGCUUGAAAACGCCUUUUCAGUGCGUUUGUGAGUAAAGAGUGUGUCUUUUUUUAGUGAUGUCAGCAGUCAUGCGAGGGCAGGGUAUUUAUUUAUUGAAGUAUCAAAAAAUUGGGAGAAUAAGCUCAGAGGAGUGCUCGAAAUGCAUCCGUGCAGCUUGCUAGUAUUUCUGUUAUUUGUGCAUUCAGGGACACAAAAGACUGAUAAAGAGAUGAGCUGUUGAAAAGUUGCUGUUGGGUUGUCUCUGAGCUUUCAUCACUGUUAAAAUAGCUAAAGUUUGUUGCCCUCAGCUCCCCAGCUUGUUCAGUUCCUGUUUUUGUCCCACUAUCUGGAGGAUUUUGUAAAUGAACCCAAAACAAUCCCACCUACAAUAUAUUUCAUGAUAGUAGUAUGAUCUCAGCAUAAUGAGCUUAGUAUUUACCUCACAUUACAUCACUGUCUUCCACUGCUCUCCAAUCAUACUCACCUGGGUGCUCUGGUCAGCUGCCGGCGGCCAAACCAGAGACUGAUCUUGCCAUUAUUGAUGAUGACUGUAUUUCUGAGAUUUCUGAUUGUUUUGAAGAAGAAAAAUCAGAAAAUGUUUUAUAUCAGAAUUUAAAGAUGCUUUAAUAAAUUAUUGUAUUUCAAAA
Molecule: messenger RNA, 8230 nt
Organism: Acanthochromis polyacanthus (spiny chromis)
Lineage: Eukaryota; Metazoa; Chordata; Actinopteri; Pomacentridae
Gene: myo10l3
Product: myosin X, like 3
Exons: 41
Coding region: 277-6579 (2100 amino acids)
Biological process (GO): signal transduction
Cellular component (GO): cytoskeleton; myosin complex
Molecular function (GO): ATP binding; protein binding; cytoskeletal motor activity
Source: RefSeq, a predicted model, not a curated record